This is a messenger RNA of Centropristis striata (black sea bass), 4317 nucleotides long. Its product is annotated as arylsulfatase I-like. NCBI's taxonomy places the organism in Eukaryota, Metazoa, Chordata, Actinopteri, Perciformes, Serranidae. The transcript has 11 exons. The coding region runs from base 222 to 2501 and encodes 759 amino acids. The record is from RefSeq and is a predicted model, not a curated record.
CACUCAGACUGAAGGAAGGAGGAAGGUUUUAGUGGAAACUUGAGGACAUGCGGCGUCUCCUGCAAACUUUACUCCAACCAAACUUUCUGCGAGCUGAAGAAAGACCCGUGAAGAGAGAAGAAUGAACUGAGGCGAAGCGGAGAGGAAGAGAGAGAGAGAGGAGCGGGGAGAAGAGCCGUUCACUCCCAUUGAUCCAGUAUCGAGGGCUCCUGCAGGGAAAGAUGCAGGCUGCAGCUGUGGCUCUGACUGUGCUGAGUGUUGUCUUCAGCCUGGACUUCCUGUCGGCCCAUCGGUCCAAACCAAACCACACACAGAACCAGGAGGACAGAAACACUCAGAAUGACGAGACAGAACAGAAGAAGAAGAACCAGCCGCACAUCAUCUUUAUCCUCACAGACGACCAGGGCUUCAACGACAUCGGCUACCACAACCCGACCCUCAAGACUCCCACUCUGGACAAGCUGGCGGCGGAGGGAGUGACGCUGGAGAACUACUACGUCCAGCCCAUCUGCACGCCGUCACGCAGCCAGCUCAUCACCGGCAGAUAUCAGAUCCACACAGGACUCCAACACUCCAUCAUCAGGCCGCGCCAGCCGAGCUGUCUGCCUUCACACAUGGACACGCUGCCUGAGAGGCUCCGCGAGGCCGGAUACACCACACACAUGGUGGGCAAGUGGCACCUGGGCUUCUACAGGAAGGCAUGUCUGCCCACCAGAAAGGGUUUUGACAGUUUCUUUGGUUCUCUAACAGGAAGUGUGGAUUACUACAGUUACGGGUCCUGUGACGGCCCGGGGUUGUGUGGGUAUGACCUCCAUGAUGACGAGGGCGUGGCGUGGGGCCAGGAGGGAAAAUACUCCACCACGCUGUUCACACAGAGAGCACGCAAGAUCCUGGAGAGUCACAACCCCACGGACAGGCCGCUCUUCCUGCUGCUCUCCCUCCAGGCGGUUCACACUCCUCUACAGACUCCAAAGUCCUACAUCUACCCCUACAGAGACAUGGCCAACGUCGCCAGGAGAAAGUUUGCCGCCAUGGUGUCGACGGUGGACGAGGCGGUCCGAAACGUCACGUACGCUCUGAGAAAGUACGGAUACUACCGCAACAGCGUUAUCAUCUACUCCACUGACAACGGUGCCCAGCCAUUCACAGGAGGCAGCAACUGGCCGCUACGAGGCCGAAAGGGUACAUACUGGGAAGGUGGAGUCCGUGGAGUGGCGUUCGUUCACAGCCCGCUGUUAAGACGCAGGAGACGCGUCUCCAAAGCUCUGCUCCACAUCACGGACUGGUUCCCCACACUGGUGGGCCUGGCCGGAGGAAACACCAGCCAGAGUCACGGCCUCGACGGUUUUGAUGUCUGGCCCGCCAUCAGUGAGGGGAAGGAGUCACCCCGGCAGGAGAUCCUUCACAACAUCGACCCUCUGCACAAACCUCACGCUCAAAACACCAACUGGGACGUCAGCACGGAGGACGCCUCAGUCAGCAAAUCCAAAGGUCAGAAGAAGCCCAAGAAGAAGAAGAAGAAGAUCCUGAGGCAGAAACCAAAGCAGAAGUCAGCAUUCAGGCUGAAAACAACCAAGAAACCUCGGACGUUUUCCCAUCAAGCUGCUAAACCUAAACCUAAACCCAAGCCCCUCCCCAAACCCAAGCUCAAGCCCCUCCCCAAAUCUAAACUCAAACCCAAGACCAAAGUCUUCCCUCAGAGCCAGAGACCGGCACUUUAUUAUCCACCUCUGAAGUCCAGCGGUGCUCCGUCAGUGUCGGCAACAUCUCGCCCUAAAACUCACAUCCAGCCACGUUUAAAACCUAAAUCCAGGCGGAACAUAUCCCCGAACCAGAACCUGUUACAGUCAAGACCACCUCCAGCAAAAUCAAAGAAGCAGCUAAAGUUACAUUUAAAUUUAAAGUCCAGACACCAGAACAUGUCUCUGCCAGGGACGCCAAAAUCCCAUCCAGUGCCCCAGUUCAGUGUCCAGCCGUCCCAGUCGGUGUGGGACGCUUCAGUCCAGGCCGCCAUCAGAGUCGGAGACUGGAAGCUGCUAACAGGAGACCCGGGUCAUGGAGACUGGGUCCCCCCACAGGUUCUUCCCACUCUCCCAGGUCGCUGGUGGAACCUUGAACGCUCCGUCUCGCCGCCACAUAAAUCCUCCGCCCUCAAAAACUUCUGGCUGUUCAACAUCACGGCGGACCCGUGCGAGCGGCAGGACCUGGCGGACCAGAGACCGGACGUGGUCCAGCGGCUGAUGGCCCGGCUCGCCUUCUACAACCAAACAGCCGUACCCGUUUACUUUCCGCCAGACGACCCGCGAGCCAACCCCAGCCAGCACGAAGGAGCCUGGGUGCCCUGGGUGGAAGAGGAGGACGAGGAGGAGGGGAAGUAUCAGGGAGUGUACAAGAAAGGAAACAACCGGAAGAAGAAGAAGAAGAAGCCGAAGUGCCCGGUGUGCAAGCUGCAGUCGAUCUUUCUGAAACUGAACACGAGGAUGAUGUCCAACCGGAUCUGAGGAUCUGAGAUGGAGACUUGAGCCAUGAAAUGUUUGUGUUAAAGACUGAAAUGUUUUUGUUACAUCUUUGUUUCCUCAAACCAGUGAAAAAUGUAGUAACAAGGUAAGUUAAGUCCACUAGAUUCAUAUGAAGCGAACCUCUUUCUAAAACUGUCUGAAACAAGUCACUGGCUUCACUUUUCUACAUGUUCUUUCUAAAAAAUGUUCUGUCAAAUAUUGGAUCUGAGGUGAUGACAAUGAAAAAUAGUGCCAGAUUAGCGGCCAGAAAAGUGUUUUUGCAAAACAGUAUGAUGUUACAGUGACAUUUGCCUUUGGAGACAAAAUGUCUUUUCAUCCUACAAGACAUUUUAUAUUUAAAAAUUGUAUGAUUAGCAAAUUAAUCUGUGAAUCAUGGCUCAACCCAAUAUUUACAGUGACACUGGUCUUUGACCUCCAAAACCUAAUUAAUCUGUGAGUCCAAUUGGACUUGAAAAUUCCCUCCAGGCUUUUUUUUUUUUUUUUUUUUAAGUUAUUUUGGCCAUUUUUCGGCUUUAUUUGACCUAGAGUGAAAGGGGGGCCACCUGCUUCAGAGGACUAAGUCUCUGUGUUAUGCAGUAUCACCCCCCAAAAAUGAUACAGGCAUGAAAUCACAGUAAUCUUGACAUUUGACUUCCAAAAUCUAAUCAGUUCAUCAUUGAGUCCAAUUGAGAUUUGGGCCAAAUUUAAAGAAAUUCCUUUCAGGUAUUCCUGAGACAUCAUGCUCACAAGAACAGGAUGGAAGGACAACCUGAAAACAUGAUGCCUCUGGUCGUGUCAUGGAGGUAUAAAAACAGUAUUGAUGUGAAACUUAAAGUAAGCAGUAAAAUGUUGAUAUGAUUAGUGUCAACUGACCAUGUAAUAACGUUUCUUUACUGUUGUGACAGCUACUCAGCACCAUCACCUGAUAUAUGAUGUGAUUUUAUAAAAUGUUUGUUCACUGUUUCUCAUUAUUGUCUGUUUUUGUUUUUAAUUGUUGUUGCUCACAAACUGACAGAGUUCUUGACAAAAGGACCGACACAUUUUUACACUGUAAAUGAUUUAUGUUUCUUUAAAUUAAAAAAAAAUGUCUGUCUGAUAGUUGUUUACACCAACAGUUCACACGUUUCGUAGCUAUUGUUUACUUUUUUAAGUGAAACUGCAUGAUUUUGAUAAUUAUUUCUCUAAUUCUGUACAUGUUUUUAUUUGUCGUCUGUUGUACGCAGCAAAAUAUCACAGAAGACUUUAAUAUUUUCACAUUUUCAGGUGCACGAGCCAGUGAAUACAGAUAUGUUUAUAAUAAUUUUUGUCUAAUGUUGGUUUUCUUUGUGUUACUGUGGUUGGAACAGGCCUUUGAUGCUGUGGGUGUUUGAAUGUAUUGCCAGUAGUGAGCAUUUUCUAAACUAUGAAUUUACAGUAAGUGUUUUUAUUCACUACAUUCUACUGUGAACAGCAGAAGCUAUAAUUUGAUUAAUAUUAAAAAAAAAUUUAAAUAAUUUUUAGAACAGUGACAAAAUCUUACAAGAAAGAAAUUUAGCAAUACAGUGUUUUAUUUCUAACAAAUAUUGUUUUAAUUCAACCAGAUUCAGGGGAAAGAUUAAGCAAUUUAAACCACAUUUUAUUUAUUUUAAUGAGUAAUCAAAUAAAGUGUCUCAAAGGCAGGAAACUGUUCUAGGAAAGAACCCUGAAAUACUUCAGUAAUGAUCUUUUAAAUCCAGAAUAACAUUGACCUAUGAAACAUAAACAAAGUAAAUUUUCGCUCCUGCUGUCACAGAAACUUCACAGAUGUAAAUAUUUGUCAAUAAAAGCUCACACAUUCAGA